This is a messenger RNA of Uranotaenia lowii, 1734 nucleotides long. Its product is annotated as UDP-glycosyltransferase UGT5-like. NCBI's taxonomy places the organism in Eukaryota, Metazoa, Arthropoda, Insecta, Diptera, Culicidae. Gene Ontology annotation, molecular function: UDP-glycosyltransferase activity. The coding region runs from base 1 to 1542 and encodes 513 amino acids. The record is from RefSeq and is a predicted model, not a curated record. The transcript is spliced from 2 exons.
AUGCUGGCCCGCCGAGGUUGGUUUUCAUUGUUGGUUUUAAGCUGCGCUAUUUCGGUUUGCCAUGCGGAAAAUAUUCUUUUUCUUCAAACGACUCCCUCCAGGAGUCACCACAUCUGGAACAAGCAAAUAUUCGAUCGGCUUCACGAGAAUGGACACAACCUGACGAUAUUGUCCUUCGAACUGGAACAAUCCAUUAGAGACAAAACGUUUCUACUGGUGGAUAACUUUUAUGGAAAAAUUAUAAAUGAGCUGACCGACGCUAGUGGAAAUGACAGCACCGAUCCCAUGAGCCCUUUCGAGAACAUCGUCAACAUGUACGGCUUUUACGAAAUGGCAAGCGAAAUCCUUAUGAAAGAACCCGUUGUAUUGGAUCUGUUGAACUAUCCAAAAGACUUUAAGUUUCACAUGAUAGUUCACGACUUUACAAUGGGUCAGUUUCUGCUAGGGUUUGUUCAACGAUUCGACAAUCCGCCUCUGGUUUCCGUCUCUGCCUUCAACGCUCCAUCGUACACAACAUUUCUAGCAGACAUUCCCCUUCGGGUGACGACAAUGCCUAAUUAUGCCGCUGAUUUCGGCACCUCGAUGAACCUGAUCCAAAGGCUCUGGAAUACAUUCUACUGGUGCGUAGAAUACUAUUACCGACAGCGGGUGUUUAUGAGCAGAGAGAACCGAAGACUGAGACAAAUAUUCGGAGAAAACACUUCAACCAUCGAACAAAUCGAGCGCCAAUCUUCUAUUGUAUUGGUCAAUAGUGAUUUCAGCUUCGACUAUCACCAAGCUCUGCCUCCGAACGUUAUUCCAGUCGGAGGGCUUCAUAUUCAACGAUCUGACAACCUUGGACCGGAAUUGCAAACCUUCCUAAGUCGUCCAUCCAAAGGAACCGUCGUCUUUAGCCUUGGAAGUAACGUUAAAGUGGAAGAGCUUGGAUACCAGAUAAACCAAGCAAUUCUGCAAACAUUUACAAGCUUCCCCGACUAUAACUUCGUGUGGAAACAUGGUGCUCCGGAAUGGUUCAAUACUGUCCCGGAAAAUGUUAUCCUUCGAAAGUGGAUUCCUCAAUCCGGUCUACUCGCCGAUACACGUACCAAGCUGUUGAUUGGACAUGGCGGUCUGCUCGGCUUGCAGGAGGCCCUGUGGUACGGGAUUCCGGUGAUCGGAAUUCCCUUCUUCGCCGAUCAGUAUCAGAACGUUGACAAGCUAGAAAGGGUCGGCGUGGGGCUGAAGCUGUUGCUGUCAGAUUUGAAUAUCGCCAAAUUGAGACAAUCUGUAGGCUCUGUCCUCGGCGAUGAAAAGUACCGACGUAAUGCGCAUUUUCGCGCAAAGCUGUUCCGAACUCAACCACAACCGCCUCUGGAGCGCGCCAUUUUCUGGCUCGAGAAAGUGUUGGAACACCGCGACUUUCCCCACCUGACGUCUCCGACCUUGGACAUGUCCCCGGUUCAGAUCUACGGCCUGGACCUCGUUUUGGGGACCGCGCUUAUCUUUGCUGUUGUUUACAAAAUUUCCGCAAGACUGUUAUCAUUCGCAAAUAAAGACUCAUGAUUGUUUCUGUAUUUCCAAGACGUGAUCGUCUCGGGCGGUUAGCUUUGGGUUUAUUAUUGAGAAGCAGAAGUUACAAGAUCUUGCUUUCGGCGCCGUUCGGUCGCCGAAGGUCGCGAUUCAGAUGUGGGCCCCCUCUAGCGAGGCCACUGAGGCCGCAUACGAGGGGGGCGGUUCAUCAAUGAGCAGAUACUU